Paramisgurnus dabryanus is the source of this 4518-nucleotide messenger RNA. Lineage: Eukaryota; Metazoa; Chordata; Actinopteri; Cypriniformes; Cobitidae. The record is from RefSeq and is a predicted model, not a curated record.
UAGAUUGCACUGUUGCAGCUCGGUGUCUGAUCUGAUCUUAUUCUGUCUGAUCAUUUAUUCCUGCAGUAUUUUAGUGGACACGUGUGGAUUUAAUGUGUGAUGAUAUGGAAGGGUUUACUAUUAAAAGUCGGAUUAAAAAUCUUCUGCGCUCUCCGUCAAUCAAACUCGGAAAGAAUCGAUGUCGCGUGACAGACAGUUUGUCCAGUCAGGUGACUUUGGAAAGAGUUUUAGGUAUCACAGCUUCGGGUAACAGCAGUUUAACAUGUGACCCAUGGUCAGGGACGGUGGCCUAUCCGGCCGGGUGUGUAGUGGUGUUACUGAACCCCUCCAAAACCAGACAAGAGCAUCUCAUCAGUUCAUCCAGGAAAACCAUUACAGCCUUGUCCUUCUCUUCAGAUGGUAAAUAUCUGGUCACAGGAGAGUGUGGAUAUCUGCCUGCUGUGCGCGUUUGGGACGUGGAGGGCAGAACGCAGGUGGCCGAGUUACAGGAGCACAAAUACGGCGUGUCCUGUGUGACGUUUUCUCCCGACAGCAAAUACAUCGUCAGCGUGGGCUCUCAGCACGACAUGAGCGUCAACGUCUGGCUCUGGAAGAGAAACUCACUGGUGGCCACAAACAAGGUGUCCAGUAAAGUGACGGCGGUGGCGUUCUCUGACGACAGCUCAUAUUUUGUCACCGCUGGAAACCGACACGUUCGAUUCUGGUACCUGGAAUCUUCUCUCCUUAACAAGUUUUCGUCCACCGUCCCGCUGAUGGGGCGCUCGGGUCUUCUCGGAGAUCUUCAGAACAACUUCUUCUGUGAUGUGGCGUGUGGUCACGGACAGAAGUCUGAGAGCACGUUCUGUGUCACCUCAUCGGGUCUCCUCUGUGAGUUUAAUAGCAGGAGGAUUCUGGAGAAAUGGGUCGAUCUGAAGACGACCUCAGCCGCGUCUCUGUCUGUGACUGAAGAUCUGAUCUUCUGCGCGUGUGCUAACGGAACCGUGCGAGUCUUCAGCCCAUCUGAUCUGAACUUCGUCUGCACGCUACCACGUCCGCAUCAUCCGGGUGUCGCUGUUUCUCAGACGAGGAAGCCAGGUCCUCAGUAUCCAGACUCUGUGGCGGUGACCUAUGACCCUGUGAACCGCUGGCUGUCGUGUGUGUAUAGCGAUCACAGCUUGUACGUGUGGGACACGCGAGAUCUGCAGAAAGUGGGCAAAGUUUAUUUUGCUCUGUAUCAUUCUGCAUACAUCCGGGACCUGCAGAUGUUUCCUACGGACACGGACGACUCAAAAGCAGUGCCCGGUUCCUCCGGAUUGUUCUUAAGCUGUUCGGCGGACGGCACAGUCCGGAUGUGGAGCUUGGAAAGCGUUUCCAGCAGCAGUUUGUUAAGUAAUGAUCUUCAUAAAAUCAUCUACACAGACGACACCCUGCUGGAUAUUGAGGGAACUGCAGUUAGUAGUUCAGAGAAAAGUGAGGGAGAGAGCAGAAACUCCAUUAGUACCAUCUGUGUCAGUCCAGAUGCCCGACACCUGGCGUCAGGGGACAGAAACGGCACGCUCAGGGUUCAUGAGUUGACCUGUAUGAAGGAGAUUCUGAAAGCUGAUGUGCACGAGUCUGAGAUCAGGUGUCUGGAGUACUCUAAACCUCACACAGGCAUGAAUCUUCUGGUGACAGCGAGUCGAGAUGUGUUAAUCCAUGUGUUGGAUGUAGAUAAAGGUUACAGUCUGAUUCAGACACUGGACCAUCACACUUCAUGUGUCACUGCUGUGCACUUUACCGUGAGUGAUGGAGAAGUCAAGCUGAUCAGUUGUGGGUCAGAUAAGAGUUUGUACUUUCACACGGCCCAUAAAACUGUCAGAGGGACAAAAUUCGUGCAGACACAUCACGUACUUCUGAAAACAACUUCCUGUGACAUGACUGUUGAUCCGAACGGCCGAUAUACAGCUGUCAGCUGUCAGGACAGAAGCAUCAGAGUGUUUAAUAUAAGCAGUGGUAAACAGAAGAGAUCUUAUAAAGGCUCUGACAGAGAUGAUGGCAGUCUGCUUAAGAUUGAGAUGGACCCGUCUGGUGUGUAUGUGGCCACCAGCUGCUCUGAUAAAAGCAUCAGUCUCUUUGACUUUAUGACGGGAGAAUGUCUAGCAUCAAUGUUCGGUCAUUCAGAUGUCAUCAGCAGUCUGAUGUUCACCGAUGACUGCAGACAUCUGAUCUCCGCCUCAGGUGACAGUUGUAUCAUUGUAUGGCGACUGUCUCCUGAACUGACCAUGAACAUGAGAGAACGUCUGUGUCGGCUCAAACGCGGUCAUACCGUUAAAAAUCCUCCGUUCAGACGCUUGUCUGGUUUUACAUUAAAUGCAUCACCGUCUACUGUGAGCUGCUACUCUGAAGAUGAGGAGGAUGAUGAAGAAUAUAAGGGUCACCAGAACAGCAGUCAGCUUUUAUCAGAGGACAGCGUUAAGGAAGAGACUGGUGCUUCUGUUGAAGGAAGUCAAUGCAGCGCGGUUAAGGGAUCUUCUGCAGUGUGUCGUCUGUCUGAAGUUCCUCCUCGGCCACGGAGACGUUGGUCCUGUCGGAUGGGCUCUCUGGAGCUGAUGGUGAAAUCUAUGCUGGAACUUCGGCAGCUGGAUUCUCUUUCUAAAGCCCAGAACAGAGGCCGUAUAGAGCGGCUCGGGGUGGAGGAACGGGGCAGCACCUUUAGUCUGCAGGAUUGGAGUAAAACGCAUCGAGUUCGACCUCGUUCCGCUUGGCUCGCCCCGGCUUCGACACCAGAACCUGAAGGUGUUGUUGUGUACGCAGAGGAUUGGCCCAGCCUGUCUGAAUCUUCAUCUGAGCUCCAGGCCUCUGCUGCAGAGGGAAAGCCGCAGGAUUGCCGGAGCUCCUCCAGUGGAUUCUGCAGCGGUGAAUCCAGUCCAGAUCAAGACCAUUCAGGGACCCAAAACGGAACCGAAGGCAUCUCGACACAUUUUCAUGCCCAAAAGUCCACUUUGAGGAGCAGCACCCUAUUAGUCCCGAAGACUCUUAACCCAGACCCCACCAUCAGGCCUCAGACAACAUGUUCUGGAAACAGCUCAGAAGAUGUAGGAGAUGUGAAGCCUCACGAGCGUGAUCCAUUGAUGUGGUCCUCACCACAGAGGAGUCAUCCAUACCUGAGCAGGGUGCUCCAGAAAUCUGCUUCAGUACAAAAUCUGCCAACAGACGCACGAAAGUCGCUGACACCAACCCGUCUGCGAAGAGAAGUGUAUUCUCCCCUGUCCAAGCUCAAAAUGGAGAAGACCGACUCCUCUCAUCGUUUUUGUCCCACGACGCCGCCCCGCCCUCAGUCUUGGGAAAGCCCAAAUGCCAAGCAGAUUUCUAGGGCUCGCUCUUACAUGAGCCCCACCACCAGCUCCAUAGCCAAAAUCGCCCGCUCCGUGUCCGUAGGAGACGGCCUCUGUUCAGACGUGACCUCUCGCGAGACCUUGCCGAGCACGUUACCGUUCAGCCCGUUACGAGAGAGGGAUCCGUUCCCGUCUCGGUCUACAACCGUUUCGUGUGAAUCUGAACAUCUUCCUUCAAAAGCUGUUAAACCUCGAUCCUGUCGGAGGACAAUCGGUUCGUUUGCUGAGUGGCCAAGCAGAAGUAGCCCCGCACAUGACAGCCAUUAUUUCCACAAAGACUCUCCUGCCGCUGAGGAUCUUCACGUUGGUGCAAACGUUGAUCAUGUGUCAGCGGGGACCAUCAGGCCGUUAUCCUCUGCCGGUGAUCCUGAAACCGUGAACCGGAACGAGACGUUCUCACGAGACGAUCGCCCACGAGCAGCCGUCAAAGCUUUCUCCGUAACGUCCGACGCUCCUGAUGUUCAAGCAUCAGUUAGUUUGGAGGAAUGCAGGCGGGCCGCAGCUGAGCUGUGCAGUAGCGUACAGAAAACCACACGACUCUACAGAACGCUGAUCUCCGACUCCACAGAGUCUUGUGUCCAGCAGCAGCAGCAGCAGCAGGUUUUGUGGGACGCUUUGCUCCGUGUGGGAUCAGAACUGGAUUCAGUCCGUGCGUCUGGACCUGUGAUGGUUGGGGAGGGAAAGAUGACAGUGGCUUUACUGGAGCAAUACUCUCAACUUCUGCUGCAGUCCGUGGAGAAGAAACUUCAUCAAAACAUGUAGCUCUCUCUUAUCUUAUCUUCUCUUCUCUGUCUUUUAUUUGCUUUUAAUACACGCUUUUAAUUUUCAUAACCGUGUCUCAGCAAGAGUGAGAUCUUUACAUUGAGCUUUAUGUUGUUGUAUGUCAAUGAAUCCUGCUUUACUUUGCUGUAGUUUCAAUUUUAGAUUGCUGUGAGUUUGUAUUUGUUUUAUUGUCAAAGUAAAUUAUGUUUAGUAUUUUAAGAUCUUAUCAUGGCCAUAUUGAGUACUCAUUUCUAUAUCUGAUGAUUUCUAUGUAGAUUUUUAUUUAUUUAUUUGUUUGUAUUUAUUUAUAUUUGACUGUGAUUGUUUGAUUUCUUCUGUUGUGUGUCAGAUGUUACACCACAGAUUUCUUACACAAUAAACUGAAAAAGAAGAAGAAUAUAAA